UGAGUUAUUUUUCAUGGCAGAUGUCUGUUGAUCUGAAGAGAGGAGAAACUCUACCUAUUCAUAUUAAUAUGACAUUCCCUUCAUUGCCUUGUGAAGUAUUGAGUGUUGAUGCUAUUGAUAUGUCUGGGAAACAUGAGGUUUUUGCCCACAAAUAUGUCCUGAAGCUUCGUUUGAACAAGGAAGGCCAAAUAAUAGGAACUGAGUACUUGUCUGAUCUUGUUGAGAAGGAGCAUUCUACUCACAAACAUGGUGUAGAAGAUAAGGAUCAUCAUGAGGAAACGCCUGAAAAGAAACCUGAACAUGGUUUGAAUUCAGAUGCUGAAGAAAUGAUCAAGAAUGUAAAGAGUGCGAUGGAGAAGGGUGAAGGCUGCCGAGUGUAUGGGGUAUUAGAUGUUCAGAGGGUUGCAGGGAAUUUCCAUAUAUCGGUGCAUGGUUUAAACAUAUUUGUUGCUCAGCAGAUUUUUGGUGGAGCAGCACAUGUGAAUGUAAGUCAUAUGAUUCAUGAUCUGUCAUUUGGCCCGAAAUACCCUGGGAUACAUAAUCCACUUGAUGGAACCACUCGAAUACUACAUGAGACAAGUGGAACCUUCAAAUAUUACAUCAAGAUUGUUCCAACGGAUUACAGAUAUCUCUCGAAAGAUGUAUUGCCAACGAAUCAGUUUUCCGUGACAGAGUAUUUUGUUCCCAUACGUGAUGGUGAUAGGUCAUGGCCAGCUGUCUAUUUCUUGUACGAUCUUUCACCUAUCACUGUGACCAUAAAAGAAGAGCGUCGGAGUUUUCUACAUUUCAUAACUCGUCUAUGUGCAGUACUUGGUGGUACAUUUGCCCUUACAGGGAUGCUUGAUCGGUGGAUGUUCAGACUCAUCGAAUCAUUUACAAAGCCAAAGUCUCGGAGCUCAUUGAGGUAAACAGAAGAAACAAAUGUAUUGAUAACAGACAUCAAGUGGUCAACUCUAAAACUUGGAUCCACAACCUUCUUCUCAACUAUGAAUUUGAAGAGCAUAGCUGGACAUGCAAGGCCAACUUAAUUGUCUGUGCUGCUUGGAAUUAUCUCUAAUUUAAGAAGAAUUGAUGUAAAUCUAGAGCCUAUGUUUUUUAUUUUUAUUUUUUAUUUGUCUCUAAUUUAUGUACCUUUAUUGAUAUUAUCAGUGACUGACGUUCUCUUUGUUGAAAGAGUAGAACACAGUAGUAAUCUUUGUGAUUUUUUGGUUUU
Molecule: messenger RNA, 1213 nt
Organism: Dioscorea cayenensis subsp. rotundata (Guinea yam)
Lineage: Eukaryota; Viridiplantae; Streptophyta; Magnoliopsida; Dioscoreales; Dioscoreaceae
Product: endoplasmic reticulum-Golgi intermediate compartment protein 3
Exons: 9
Coding region: 21-908 (295 amino acids)
Cellular component (GO): endoplasmic reticulum; COPII-coated ER to Golgi transport vesicle
Source: RefSeq, a predicted model, not a curated record